AUGCGAUGCGCGAGCAAGGCCGCCGAGAGCGCGUAUGCACGUCUCUGUGCGGACGCCGAAGCAGAAACCACAGCAACUGAUGUCUCAUCGGUUGCUGAAGCGACCCAGCCUGUGUCACUUGGUGAUGCAGGCGCUGGUCAUGAAGACACUCAUGUCUUCACAGAGUAUGAGCUCGGUGUCUCAUACUCUCCUGAUACGGAAGACGGGUCCGUAUCGACGGCGAUCGAAGCCAAGCCGCCUGCCGAACGUGGCAUGGAUGAUGCUAUGCGUCGUAGCAUCUUUGGUUCAUCUGAUGAAUCCGAUGAACCAUCGCCGAAGUGA
This is a messenger RNA of Peronospora matthiolae, 321 nucleotides long. Lineage: Eukaryota; Oomycota; Peronosporomycetes; Peronosporales; Peronosporaceae. The record is from the annotation of a GenBank genome assembly.